Molecule: messenger RNA, 3537 nt
Organism: Geodia barretti
Lineage: Eukaryota; Metazoa; Porifera; Demospongiae; Tetractinellida; Geodiidae
Source: the annotation of a GenBank genome assembly
AACUGCAAAUGGCGGGAGGGCACGAGGAGAGAGCCGAAAAUUCCUCUCCAGAGGCCACCUCUCGCUAAACCACAUCUUUCUCCCUGCACCGCUCGCCACGAGACAGCCGCUAGAGCCGGCUCCGGCGUCUUCCCGGGAAAGGCCCGCGUCAUGGAGGGGGAAGAUUGUGACACGGAAGACUACAAGAAGCGCCGCGCGGAGUUCGUGGAGAAAGUCUUUCGUUUCCACGAGCGACGCGGGACACCUCUAAAGAGACUCCCAAUGUUAGGAGGCAGGGAACUCAACAUCUACCAUCUCUACCAGGAGGUUGAAAAGAGGGGCGGCUCGGAAAAGGUGACGAGGGUAAGAAUGUGGGGUGAGAUUGCUCGAACCUUCAACCUUCCCUCCACUGUGACUAGCGCCUCGUACGCCAUUCGGAACCAUUUCAUCAAGUUAUUGGAACAGUUUGAGGCAGUUGAGAACGGCCUUGUGUUGGAUUACGACGUGUAUCAACCCUCCCCCUCCCCCUCCCUCCCCUCCCUCCCCAUUCUCCCCUCUCUCCCCACCUUCACUAAACCUCUCGCACCACUCCGGAAACCUGCAGCGAUGUCUUCAAGUCUUCCCGUUCAAGUGACGCCUAGUGAAACUGACCUAGCAAUGACUAGACUGACUCGUUCCCUCCUCAGUGGUCUACCUAAUGAACUGGACUUUGCAUUCAACAUCCUCCUCAUCCUCUCCCACUCCAACUCCCUCUCUGUUCACAAGACUCCUUCUCUGCUGGAUAUUAUCCUAGCUCACGUGGCUAUCUUCAGCAAUGAUGAUCCUGGACUGGAGGAAAUGUAUAGGGAGUCCUGGUAUCCCAACAGUGAACUGGAUUUCCUUACAUUCUGGGAGCUGGCAGUACCGGAAUGGACCUACUCUGCCAUCUUGAAAUCCUCCAUCAAAAAGAGUCUGUAUGAGUGUGUCUUGUUCAACAGAGGAUCUCUACUGCUGCGCUGUGGAGCUGUGGAGCACUCACAGAGACAGGGAGAGGGGGAGAGGGAGGGAGAGGAGGAAGGGGUGGAGGGACUGAGAGUAGCGCAGGUAGCCACCGUUCUGAGCAAUCUCUCUACUAGUGACUCUGCUGUUGAGACACUGGCCCGGCACUCAGGAGUUUUGAGGUUUCUGACUCUGGGGAUGUCUUGUGAUCUCCCGUCAGUUCGUGUAGCGUCCCUCGACUGUCUCACCAACCUGGCCUCUUCUUUGAAGCUAUGUGGUGAUGAAGAAGAGGAGGAGGACGAGGGAGACGAGGGGGAGUGGUCAGUUGCCAAUGUCUUCAUGACCUCACUGCACCACUGUCUCCUGUCUGAGGACAGGUUUGCCAUCAAAAGAGGAGUGGAGAUCCUGGGAAAGAUAUCGGUGACCCUCCCCAACCUCCCGUUCCUCCUGACCACACCCUCGAGGUCUAUCGCCGCCUCCUCCACCCCCUCCUCCUCCCUGACGCCGAACUCGUCAUGAUAACCCUCGACUCGCUCUACUUCCUCACCAACCAUCAUCGAGAAGUCGCCCAGAGGGUCGCGAUAGUCUGUGGACUAGUCGACGUUCUUGUCUGGCUUCUCUCGUUUCGUAUCGAGACCCUACCGUCGAGUUCGCUGGCUCAGAUGAAGUUGUUUUUCAUCGGGGAUUCCGCAAGUCUUGCGCAAUAUCUCGCCGAUAUACAGGCAAAGCCGAAACAGGUUCAGUCGUUGACUCUGCCCGUAUCGGGUGGAGUCGUUUCCGUGGGUACGAGGGGCGUGGUGGCGAGUCCGCUGGCGACCAAUCAGAUUCGUUCUGUGACAGCUACGAGAACAGGGUCUCCUCUGUUGACCAAUCAGAUUGUGGCGAGGAGCCAAGGGGAAUUCCCCCGCGGGAGGAGUGAGAACAGUGGUCACUACUGUUGGGAGCAGUCUCUAUUCCAUUCUGGGGAACAGGGCUCUGACCCUCACCAACAACAACCCGGCGAGGAAUUCGCCAUUGAAUGGCUGAAACAGACGUACGAGGCCCAGCCCACUCAUCAUCUGGUGCUGCUGGUUGACCUGUAUGCCCAGUACGUCCUCCACUGCUCCUCCAAGGGGAAGAAGACUUUCCUCAACAACACUGAGUUUCUCUCCGCUCUCAAAAAAGUGUUCCCUUCAUCACAGACAAGAGAGGUUCGAACAGUUGCUAAGAAAUUGAUUCACUUCAUCACUGGUCUACGGAGAAUCUCCCAGCCUAGCAAGACGACUCCGCCUCUCGCAACAAACCACACCCCUUCCACAGUAUCCACGGCAACAAGCCCUUCAUCGGUAUCCACGGCAACAAGCUCCACCCCACAAACAAAUCACGGGUGCACCGCAACACAAGUCACUUCAACAUGUCCUCCCAAUUCAGUCACACAACUAACGACUUUUGCACCAGUACAGUUUGGUCGCAAGUCGUCCUCCGUUAGUCUUCAAUCGUCGUCCGUUGCCUCUUUUGGUUCGACGCCCACCCCCCCUCCCUCUCUAUCGGUCUCUCCUUCGCCCUCUGCUCCAUCUAGUAACGUCUCCAGUCGAGACUCAACACCUUCGAUGCGGAUAUCACCAGACCUGGAGACACUCACCCCCUCCCCACAACCUCAAACUAAGAGAUCCUCCGAUCAAAACUCACUUUGCAAUGAUGUCACACCCGCCAAAAACGAUGUAAUGGUAUCAAGAUCAAGCUCGUUGAAUUCUCACAUUUCUCCAACUGAAGCUCACUUUACCGCAUCGAGUCUUCCCUCUUCUUCCUCAUCGUCAUCUAACUCCGCCAUUCCUCGACUGCUCCCCUCUCCCCUUCUCCUCUCCCUUCCUCCACCUCCCCACCUCCGAUCAUCGAGCACACCCUCCCUCCCCUCCCCUCCUCACACCGUCACCUCUCUCCCCACCAGACAACAACCUAUAGCCACACCAACUAGCAAAAGGUCUGACGAUCGGAAUUCAAGUUUACCACUCGAAAAUCCAAACAAUCUAACAAAUGAGGAGUUGGGAGAAGAGAAGAUAAAGAUUUUUCAGAUAGACAAGUGGAAAAACUUAAAAAUGAUACCACACCUAUGAGGCCAAAGGUCAGUUGGUGUGGCAAAUUAGGGGAAACAUCACUUAACGAUAUUCACGAUGUGGGAAAAUUCGGAGUCAAGCGAACAUUGGUUGAUAUGAAUGGCGAACAAGAGGAAGAUGAUAGUGAAUCAAUGGAUUGUGGAGAUGUAGAGAAUGGAGCUGAUCUUCGAUUGUCAGUUGGUGUCAAUUCUGCAUUACUUGCAUCAGUCACUGAUCGGGAUGAUCGAUCGAGAUCAGGGACACCCCCUAAUCCACCAGGCUCCGAGACAGUUCCUGAAGCUAAGAGAAUUAGACUCGAUUCACACACAAACAACAACAAUAAACAACAACAAAAACAACAAACAAUUGAAGAACAAAACACGCCACAACAAGAAUCACAGGUUUUGUCAAAUUUGACAAACAGGACUAGUAAGCCUCGUCAAACCAGUUUCAUAACCUCGUCAAUCCGGUUUACCAACAACAAGUCACCUACUCUAGUCAUGUCUGG